UGCCAACUUCUCUUUCUUAACAAUUCUGGAGCUAUCUGGCAAUGCUUUUGAGGGUCAGUUCCCCACAAAGAUCUUCCAACUAAAAAGGCUGCAGUUUAUUGAUUUAUACUGGAACAAUAAGCUUUGUGUGCAGUUGCCAGAAUUCCUACCUGGUAGUCGUCUGGAAGUGUUGGAUCUCAUAUUGACCAACCGUUCUAACGCCAUACCAGCAUCAGUGGUCAAUCUCAAGUAUCUAAAGCAUUUGGGCCUUACAACAGUAGAGGCUUCAAUGAAUUCUGAUAUCCUUUUGAUCAGAGAACUCCACUGGCUGGAAGUUCUCCGGCUCUAUGGAGGAUCAGGACAAGGGAAGCUGGUGUCGUUCUCUUGGAUAGGCAGCCUUAAACAUUUGACAUACCUGGAGCUUGGCAAUUACAACUUCUCUGGAUUGAUGCCCUCUUCGAUUAUCAAUCUUACAAAUCUGACAAGUUUAACGCUCUACAAUUGCAGCAUGUCUGGGCCCAUACCUUCUUGGAUUGGGAACUUGAUCCAACUCAAUAAUUUGAACUUCAGAAACAACAACCUCAAUGGAACAAUUCCAAAGUCCAUCUUCGCACUUCCUGCGUUGCAAUCACUAUAUCUAGAUUCUAAUCAACUUUCUGGUCAUUUAGAAGACAUCCCUGUUCCAUUAUCUUCAUCUGUGUAUGACAUUGAUUUAAGCAACAAUUGGCUUCAUGGCCCCAUUCCCAAAUCAUUUUUCUGUCUUCCAAAUCUUGAGUAUCUCAAUCUUGAGUCAAAUCACUUGACCGGCAUAGUGGAACUUAGGCCUUUCUGGAGACUAAGAAGCCUUUAUUUUCUGGGUUUCUCUAACAAUAAGCUGUCGGUGAUUGAUGGAGAAGAUUCUCCAUCUCAAUAUCUCCCUAAGAUUCAGCACCUAGGACUAGCAUGUUGCAACCUCACAAAACUUCCAAGAAUUCUGAGACAUCUAUAUGACAUUCUUGAGCUAGACCUUUCAAGUAAUAAGAUUGGUGGAGUUAUACCAGGAUGGAUAUGGGAGAUUUGGAAGGACACCCUUGGAUCAUUGGACCUCUCGAACAAUGCAUUUACUAGCCUGGAGAACUCUCCCUCUCUUGUUACAUUUACACAUCUAAGCCAUCUAAAUCUCAGUUUCAAUAGACUUCAAGGAGAAAUACCCAUACCAGCCAUAUCAUUGCCUUAUGGUGUAGUUGUAUUGGAUUACUCAAACAAUGGGUUCUCUUCCAUACUACGUACAUUUGGUAGGUAUCUUAACAAAGUAGCCUAUAUUAACUUGUCCAAAAACAAACUAAAAGGCUAUGUACCCAUUUCCAUUUGUAGUAUGAAGAAACUCCAAUUCCUGUACUUAUCUGAUAACAACUUUAGUGGUUUCGUUCCAUCUUGUCUGGUAGAAGGCAGAAGCUUAAGGGUACUGAAUUUGAGGGGGAAUAAAUUCAACGGGAUGUUGCCUAAGGGCAUUAAAGAAGGAUGUAAGCUUGAGACUAUAGAUUUGAACAGCAACCAAAUUGAAGGGAGGCUGCCCAGAACACUAUCAAACUGCAAAAGUCUGGAACUCCUCGAUGUUAGUAACAAUCACAUCCUCGAUCUGUUCCCUUUGUGGCUGGGGAAUCUUCCCAAGCUUCGAGUUCUUGUACUGAGAUCAAACCAAUUAUAUGGCACAAUUAAGGGUCUCCAUAAUAGUGAUCUAACAAGGGAUCACUUCUCAAGCUUGCAAAUACUUGAUUUAGCCAAUAACACUCUAUCUGGUCAGUUGCCCCCAAAAUGGUUUGAGAAACUGAAAUCAAUGAUGGCAAAUGUCGAUGAUGGACAAGUUUUGGAGCACCAAACAAACUUUUCACAAGGAUUUAUCUAUCGAGACAUCAUCACUAUCACAUACAAAGGGUUUGAUAUGACAUUCAAUAGAAUGCUAACUACCUUUAAAGCAAUUGAUUUCUCAAAUAACUCAUUUGUUGGAGUUAUUCCUGGAACGAUAGGGAGUCUUGUUUCACUUCAUGGACUUAACAUGUCACAUAAUAAUUUCACUGGAGCAAUCCCGCAACAGCUUGGUAACUUGGCUCAGCUAGAGUCCUUGGAUCUCUCUUGGAACCAGCUCUCAGGGGUAAUACCACAUGAGUUAACAUUUCUAACUUCUCUUUCUUGGCUGAAUCUUUCGAAUAACAACUUGACUGGAAGAAUACCACAGAGCAACCAGUUCUUGUCGUUUUCCAACAGUUCAUUUGAAGGUAAUUUGGGCCUCUGUGGAAGGCCACUAUCCAAAGAUUGUGAUAGUUCUGGUUCAAUAACUCCAAAUACAGAAGCUUCUUCAGAAGACAGCAGUUUGUGGCAAGAUAAAGUAGGGGUCAUCCUAAUGUUUGUCUUUGCUGGCUUGGGGUUUGUGGUUGGCUUUAUGCUGACAAUCAUAUUUCAACUGGUUUGCCAGGUCAAAGGGGGAACCUACUGUAUUUGUUAGAAAUAUCACUGAAUCUACUUUGCUUUGGCUUUGGAAAAUAGUGUAGUUAUUACUUAAAAGCAGUUUGCCCCGUCACUGUGUGUCCUUACCUAAAAUAAUAGCGUGAACUUAGAAAUGACCUUAUUUCCCAGGUAUCACUUAUGAGUGCUAUAUAAAAUGCUUGUUGAAAUUAAGGUCUGGGUUUCUUGUAGAUGUUACUUAUUAAAAGAAUGUUAUGGUUUUCUUAAUUGGUAAAUGAGUCCAACAAAGAAUUAGAACUUAUGAAAACAGUAAACUGUUACUGGGUACCAAUCAGAGCAGCCAGUUAAAUUUUGUAAUGUCCAAACUACAACAAUUUUUUUAAGAAAUAGCACAAUCUCCAAGUGAGCUCUCAUACACCUUGCAUACUGUUUUUCUACAGAGCAAACUAGUCAGCUAAACUUUUAUAGUUUUAUCUCACAUCCACAGAAGCUAUUAGUUUCCAGUUUCUUAUUUUCCCUUUUUAUGGCUUCAUAGAAGAAAUUAACAGGCAUUCUAAAUAUGAUCCAGUGUUAUGAAUUCCAUUUAAUAAAAACAGAAGCCAAAAGUCCAAGCUGGGCUCGUCUAAGAACAAUGCAAAAUCAAGGCCGAAAAUAGGCUGAAAAACAAAAGGAUCUACCAAGCACCAAGUACUCCCUUUGUCCAAAGAAAAGGUGUAUCUUGCCUUGUACAUGACAAUUGAGACAUUGAAAAUGACUAGAAUAGCUACAAUUAUUAUCUCUAGUGACUAUAUCUAUUGCAUUCAUGAAUGGAAAAGGUAAAGCUGGAUGGUUACUAGGGGAAUAAUUGGAAUAUGAAAUACAUCCUAUAUCUUUGUGCAUGGUCAUUGGAAAGUAUGCCUGAUAUUUUGGAGGAAUGGUAUAACUCUAAAAAUAUUGAUUUUAUUGUAUGAUCAAUAAAAGAGCUAUAUGUCA
Molecule: messenger RNA, 3393 nt
Organism: Oryza sativa Japonica Group (Japanese rice)
Lineage: Eukaryota; Viridiplantae; Streptophyta; Magnoliopsida; Poales; Poaceae
Product: receptor-like protein 7
Molecular function (GO): protein binding
Source: RefSeq, a predicted model, not a curated record